CUGAGGGUGAUCAAUAAGCCUGAUUGACAUAAAUUAACAACAGGUCACCCACAACGAAAUCAGUCACCGCCUCAGCUCCAUUAAGGACUUAUAACUGCGACACAUUAACCAGCCCUAAGCACUGAUUUGUUGGCAGCAGAAUCCAGUUGUUCUCGUCAGGCCAGUUGCAGAGGGCAGGGGUGCAGGUGAAAGGCAGAGAGGGAGGGACCCAUCUAGGUGAAGGGAAAGAGGAGGAGAAAGCUAACAGAAACCAAAGAUGACAGUGUGAAACGAAAUGGAUUCAACCAAGCCCAGCCUUUCCUCAAAAGCACUGCAUUUAACCAGUGGUGGUGGAAAUGAAUCAUCGAUGGAGGAAGGAUCAGUGCUGUGGCGAGACAGUGUGGAAGGGGAGAGGCAGACGGACGGUGACAGCAGAGAGACGGAUGUUGCUGAUGGGACGACAGCAGCCGCAGAGAUAAACCAUCACCACAAGGGGUCAGCAGACAAACACAAGUUCAAUACACUGGGCUAUCAGAGGCGGACCAAGCAGAAAGUUGUGACCGACUUUUCAACACUGAGUAAAGGAACAUCUGCAGCAGCCAAACCCAGAGCGGCCCUGAGACAGGUCCUGUUCAGCCAGGGAGUGUCUGACAAGAACCCCGCUUCUGAGGAGCGAGGUCAGCUGGAUGUGUUAAAGCACGCUCUGCAGACCUUUCGUGUGCCAGUCAGUCUGAAGUGGAAAUGGAAGGAGGAAAGUGAGGGAACAACACUCGAGAAGAACUGGACGGAUAUAGUGCAAUCUCAUUCAACCAUGUCUAAGAUGCAGAAACACCAGCAGGAGGCGCUGUGGGAGUUUGUCCACACUGAACUCACCUACAUCAACAAGCUAAUUAUCAUCAAAGAUUUGGUUAUUGCAGCUCUCGUCAUCCUACACCAGCAUGGAUUUCUCCUGGAGGUGACUCCUGAGCUGCUUUUCUCCAACCUCCCCUCCAUCCUCAGUGCACACCAGCUGUUCUGGCAGGAGGUGACUUAUCCCAUGUUACAGGAAGUCCGGAGGACAGGAAAGCCCUUUGACCCCAUCAGGUUAGAGGCUGGUUGCCUGCAGUUCCACGAGCGUUUCCCCUCGUAUAAGCAUUACUGCUGGGAGGAGGAAAACAAUCUUGAGUUCACACGCUGGCAGAUGGAGAGCAACCCACAUUUCUCAACUUAUGUUCAGUGGGUGGAGACUCACCCUCAGUGUGAGCGGAUGCGGCUUGGGGACAUGCAGGCCAAACCCCAUCAGAGGAUCACAAAGUACCCCCUGCUGCUUAAGGCUGUGCUCAAAACCACCCAGGACCCUCAUGUACAACACAUACUCAGAGGCAUGUUGUCAAGUGUAAACAGUUUCUUGGAGAGUAUCAAUGACUACCUGAAGCUGAAGGAUGAGGAGCUCGCUCUCUCCAUCUCUGCUCAGAGGGUGGAGGGAUACGAGGUGGAGGGAAUAAAUGAAGAAAUUGACAAGCAUGUCCGAGAAAUCUGCCAGUUUGACCUAACAUGCCCCAUCAGAGGAGUGGGACCUGGAUUCGUCCGUAAGCUGCUGCUGGAGGAGAACUUGAAGAUUCGGGACAGAAAAGAUGGCAAACUGGAGGUGGUGGCUCUACUUUUCUCAGAUGUGCUUCUAAUGACUAAAGGCCAGAAGAAAGGAGAGCGGCUAAAAGUGGUUCGACCUCCUCUGGCCCUGGACAAAACUUCCUGCAUAGCACUGAAAGAUGGCUGUUCAUUUGUUCUCGUGGAGGUAGGUGAACUCCAGAGUGCCAUGAAUGUCUACAUAUUUGCAGCCAGCACCUCAGAGAGAUGCUCCACAUGGGUCUCCACCAUCCACCAGGCGAAGGAAACACUGACGAAGCUGAGAAAGACAGAGAGCAGCAGAAAACAGGAAAACUGGAAAAUCCAGCUGGAGGCCAAAUCUAUUGAAGAAGCCAAGAUGGAAGAUAUGGAGAUGGAAGAACAACCUCUUACACAAUCAGGAGAGGAAAAUUUUGUAAAUCAGCUUACUGAAGAACCUAUUAUCACUCAGUCAAUGAAUGGGAUGUUGGCAUCUAAAGAAGCAGAGGGACAUUAUCAACCAGCAGAUAAUGUGGCCAUUGACAACACAGGGUUCCUUUUUUCGCAGUCCCAGCCCAGCAACAGUAAUCGUAAAUCGGUGCAUAAGAGCUUUGCUGGUUGGCAACAAGCAGUCAAAGGAUAUGAAUGGAUAGAAAUGGGAGUGAGAAGAGAUGAAGAUGGGAACCACACAGAGGAAGUUGAGAAAAUAGUUGAGUCUCAGAUGACAAAGGAGCGAAAGGUGACCUUUAACCACAAGGCCCAAUCUGCCCCUAAUCUGGAUCUUUUCAUUCAUAGUACUGCUGCAGAUCCAUUAAGAUACAAUACAACUGGACCACACAGUCUUUUACUAGGUGAAUUACCAGAUGUUGACUACCCAACCAACAAAGAUAGCACUUUACAACUUCCCUACCAACCGGCAAUGUCCAGGGAGGGGCCUGAGUUUCAAAGACUACCAGGAGAAAAAGGAAUAUCAAUAAGGAGAGAUUCCCAGUCUAUGAACCACAACAUCAGGAGAAAUUCCAGCUACAGCCAGUCUGGAGACACGGCGACAUCUCCAGAGAUUUGGGGGUUCUCAAAAGAUUUGACGUCACCAGGGUUACGGAGGAGGAGGCCAGUCAGCAUCCAUCAGGGUUCCUCUACUCAGACGUCCAAGCAGUUCUUCCAGGGCUCAGGAGAGACUUUGGCUGGUUCAAUCAACUCUGACUCAGACUACAGCCUAAACAUUAAGAGAAACUCUCUUCCUUCUGGCCAAAGCUCAGAUUCACACCGGGUGCUCAAGCUGGGCUCCCUGAAACCGAACCAAGGCAUGUUUUGGUCCAUGAAUGAUAGAGUCUCUCCAGAUCCCCAAACAUUGUCUGAACCUGAGUUGCCUGAUCUGAACUUCCAUAGAAAAAGGCCCUCAGUGAAAACCCAAAGGAGUGCUUCCAUUCCUAACAUCAUAAUUGAAGGAGAGCAUGGACUUCAUCUGCAACGCAGUAGCCUGUACACUUUACCCCAAGAACAAUAUACACCUUUUCCCAUCUCAGGGUGUUAUCCUAACAGACACCCCUCACCUCUGGAGGGCCUUCUGGAAAGAGCCAAAGUGAGAGUGAGGGAGCAUGGAUUAAAAAGAGAGCAAAACCUGAAAAGGCAUAAUUUGAGGUCAAGAUAUCCUUCUCCUUCCCCCUCGUUUUCCACCACACCUUCACCAUUGCCCAGUGAUGGAGACAGAGACACAGACUGGGAGGAGGAGGUGAAACUGAUGAGACACAGAGCCCUAACAGUGAGUAAAGGAUGGAAAGAGCAGCUGGUUGAUGGAGAUGAAGAUGAUAACAGGAGCAGUGUUGUCUUCACAGAAGGUGUAAAUGUGGACUGGCCAGGCUGGUGCUUUGAUGAUGAUGAAGUCCUGAACCAUUUACACCCUGGAAAUGAAAGGCUUCUGAACAGCAUCAGCCGAUCCUUGGCCUUAUCGGAUGUUCAUGAAUUUUCAGAGCAAGAAGACGGGGAGUGUAGUCAGGUGUAGAUCUGAAGCUGCACUACGCAAUGAAGUGAUGCAAAACUAGACUGCCAAUCAGCCAUCUGAGAUCACAGACAGUUGUAUUAAAUUCAACAAAAUUCAGUCUAUGAAUGUGAAUUUCAGAGGGACAAAGGACAGUACGCACAUCCUCAGUCGGAAUUUAUGUUCACUGUAAGAUUCUGUAAUUAAAUAAAAUAAUGUAAAUAUGUUUUUAGAAUAUCACAUAUAUACACGGUCAAUGUUUUGUGUAAUA
Messenger RNA from Seriola aureovittata, 3812 nucleotides. RefSeq names its product pleckstrin homology domain containing, family G (with RhoGef domain) member 6 (gene plekhg6). The transcript has 15 exons. Bases 275 to 3565 code for a protein of 1096 amino acids. Gene Ontology annotation, biological process: endothelial cell migration; Rho protein signal transduction. The record is from RefSeq and is a predicted model, not a curated record. Gene Ontology annotation, cellular component: plasma membrane; endocytic vesicle; axon. Gene Ontology annotation, molecular function: guanyl-nucleotide exchange factor activity. Lineage: Eukaryota; Metazoa; Chordata; Actinopteri; Carangiformes; Carangidae.